CUUAUCACAUGGAAUGUAGCUGAGCAGGAUCCACCGCCAGAUUUGAAUACUCUUCUUCAACUUCCACCACCAUUAGGACAGUCCCUCCCAGACCUUUACAUUAUUGGGCUGCAAGAAAUUGGGUCCCUCCGAUUCACCAAAUGGAAGCCUGCUUUCAAGAAAGCACUCGCUGAGCACGGCUACAAAAAAGUUAAAAGUAAUCGGUUGUAUGUUUUGUCUGGAAUAAUGAUACAAGUGUUCGCUCUAGAAAAGCAUUUAGAAUUUAUAAAUAAGGUUGAAACUGGAAGUAUAGCGCUAGGUAUAGCCAAAAUUUUAGGUAACAAGGGAGCCACGAGUGUGAGGCUAAAUCUUUACAACAUGCCAACUUGUUUUGUCAACCUUCAUCUGGCUGCUCACGAGAAAGGUUUUAAUGAACGAUUGGAUCAGAUGUUGUAUGCAGAAAGAUAUCAGUCUUUCACCAAAACUGAAGUAGACACAAUUUUCAAAAACGAUCUUGUGUUUUGGCUUGGCGACCUAAACUUUCGCCUGCAUCAAGAUCUAAACCUCAGUGUCGAGGAUAUAAAAGACCACAUUCGGGAAAAACAGCUUGAUAAGCUUUUUGAACAUGAUGAGAUCAACCGUAUGAUGAAAAACGGAGGCUUCUUUCAAAAGCUGCAAGAAGCUGACAUCAAGUUUCCUCCAAGUUUCAAGUUUAAACUUGGGACAAACGAUUAUGUUACAAACCGUCGGCCUGCGUGGACUGAUCGUAUUUUGUACAGGGAUAGUGAAAAAGUGAAUAUAACCCCCAUAAGCUACAAAAGUGUGGAAGAGUAUAUGGUUAGUGACCACAAACCUGUAAUCGGCGAGUUUGAAAUUUCAAUCAAAGUCUAUAGUCUGUCCGUUCGGCUGUGA
Messenger RNA from Macrosteles quadrilineatus (aster leafhopper), 891 nucleotides. RefSeq names its product phosphatidylinositol 4,5-bisphosphate 5-phosphatase A-like. The record is from RefSeq and is a predicted model, not a curated record. Gene Ontology annotation, molecular function: phosphatidylinositol-4,5-bisphosphate 5-phosphatase activity. The annotation marks the transcript as partial. The transcript has a single exon. NCBI's taxonomy places the organism in Eukaryota, Metazoa, Arthropoda, Insecta, Hemiptera, Cicadellidae. Gene Ontology annotation, biological process: phosphatidylinositol dephosphorylation. Gene Ontology annotation, cellular component: cytoplasm; ruffle; plasma membrane.